GUUCGUUGGUGUUUUCUCUGACCGAGCCUGUUGGCGUUCCACCCGUCCGUCACACGCGCCCCAGUGGCAGACUGCUGGGCGCCAUGAAAACGGCGCCAUGGAAUCAGAUGUGAGGUAUCAUAUCCUUUACUGGGAGGGCGAGAAUCCCAAUGGCAUCUAUUUCGAAAAGGAGGACCUCACCGCGCAGAAUUUCCGCAGGGACGGGCCAGGGCGAUGCUUUUGCUGUGGCCAUAUCGCAGACACCUGGAGGCACCGCUUGGACAACAUGCAGAUCAGCUUGCGUAUGUGCGUUGACCCCUCCAACUUGCAGUUCCGCAAGGAUGUGGAGGGCUUCCAUUGCCUGUCUCCUAGACUUGGAAUCAGCUACAAUCUCAGGCAGUUCAACCACUACUUGUGGACCAUGGGCAGGAAGCCUCCCACCGAGGAGAAUGUGAUUGGGACCGCCUUAGCGGUCCACAGGAAGGAGGUCACGCCACAAGCCUCUGGCGUGAAGCUUACGACUUGGCAGGGAGGCCAGCGCUGGGAGCAAUGGAUCAAGGACAAGGUCCAAGAGCUUCGAGAAAAAGCAGAAGAGAGGGGCGGUGUCAGUGUAGGACUGCUGCUGGACAAGGAUGGCGUGGAGGUGGGCUCCUUCGGCACGAGCCUGGCGAUGUUCGCGCAGCCGGAGCAGCCCAUCCGGGAGAUUCUGGUGGCCUUGGGGGGUCCCAGAGGUAUUGAUGAUGCCGUGCUGUCUGUGCUGGAGAAGGUGGGUCUCCACUUAGGCCUCAUGAAGGUGAAGCUGCCAGGCGGCUUGCAGCACUCGUGCGUGGCUUUGGGGGAUCUUCUGGCCUUUCAUGAUCGAGGUUACUUGCAUCCCAUCAUGGAAGACUAUCGAUUUCUGAAGAAGGAGUCCUACCAAAAGUGGCGCGCGCACAUGAGCAAAGCGCUGACCUCCUGGGCGCUGACAUCCUCCGCCGAGGAGAAGACACAGGCGCUGCGGCGCUUUGUGCGUGUUUUCCAGUCGCAGCAGGAGCUCAGCACCACAGAGCCAGAGCUUUCAGCGUCCCUCACAGGGGAUGCUGUGGGAGCGGCACCGGUGACGCCUAGACAGGUGGACAGCUUUGUUCAAGAGCUCCAGGCCCAGGGAGUGCUACCCUCAGGGAAGCGCCCUUGGCGGCUGCAGUUUUCCUUGCAAAAGAUCGAGCCGGAGCGGGCGCUGGUGAUCUUGCAAAGUCACCGGCGAAGACGAUGGCGGGCAUUGAGGGAAGGUCUGGACUUUGACCCCUGGUGGGAGCUGUGCCUGGCCUUGGACGAGGCGAUCACCGCAACGCAUCCCGCGCCCGAGGCCACGCCGGAGGGGGUCCGCCAGCUGCUGGGGAAGCUCCGCGAAGCCCACGGUCUUCAAGGUGCUCCAGAGCCCUUGGAGGUGCGAAGCCUGGAGGAUUUGACCUGCAAAGAGGCCUGCGCCUUGCUCCAGCGGCUCCAGCGGAGGGGCUUGACAAACUCUGGGAGCCGUUCAGCCGGAGUGGCAAUGGAAGCGGCCAUUUGGGCAGUGAAGUGCCAGCCGAAUUCAGGCUAUGCCCACCUUCAUCUGCAAGGACUGGCUUACCGGAAGCGUGCCCCACCAAAGCGAACGAGAGAGAUGUACGAGCAGCUGAGCUGCAAGAGGUGGCGGAAGAAGUGGACCGAGCAGAGUCAUGAUGCCCCAAAGUGGUCUUCAGAUCAACCAGCUGAGCACGCCACAAAGAAAGCGUGGUCCUCUUCGGAACAUGCAGGUGAGAAGUGGUCAUCUUCAGAGCAUGGAGCGCAUGAAGGUGAGAAGUGGUCAUCUUCAGAGCAUGGAGCUGAUGCAGGUGAGACGUGGUCAUCUUCAGAGCAUGGAGGAGGCGGAGGGUGGACGAGUCGCUCAUGGCGCUAUGAGCAGACCGGCGCUUGGAAUUCCAAAAAGCAAGACUGGUGGCCAGAGGAUGCAGGCAAGCAGCGCCCCAACGAGCCGGCCCUGCCGCCGCCCCGCGCCUCGAGCAUGGGGCGGUCCGUGACGACGCGCCUGCCGACCACGCCAAAAUUGAUGCCGGUGCCUCCCAAGGGUCCUCCACCAGCGCACCUGAACCCUGCCCAAGUGGCUCACGCCACUCACCACACUGCUCCAUCGCUGCCAAAGCCGCCCAGCCCGGAGCCAGUACGGAAGAGGGCUUGCAUUUGGUUCAUGGAGAGUGUCCUUUUGCACGGUGAGAACGCACAAUCCGACGAAGAUGACGGCGACUCAGAGUGAGACAUGACACCUGCUCGUGUGCCGAGAAAAGGGGUGGAGCAAUCAUCCCGCACUGCCAGCGCAGGCCGUGCGCAAUGAUUGAAAUGAUCGGGAUUUGUGGCGCAUGGUUGAAAGACUCGUCACAGGUGCGCCACCCAACUUAGCUCCGUGGAGUUUUUCACUCCAGCUGCUUACCCGUCGCCUUUCAGCCACAAAACCCUGGGCAGAUUGAUGAUUACCUUCAACACUGUGCCCUUAGGCGGAAUGAAGAAUCAAGAGGUUGCACACGGUUGCAGACCCGAAAGAGGGGAAAGUGUUGCGAUUUGCCCAGAGCCGUGAAGACGCCCAGAGCCGUGCGAAAAGUGUACGCACCUUCCGGUGUGCAGAAGCCUGCUUUUGAUGCACCUAAGAAGUACACCUGGUCAUAGAGAAGUACAUGUGGAAGCUGCUAAGUGGAAGGCGCACGUCGGAAGUUGGACCCACACCCACCAAAAUGCCGGACUGGCUUGCAGCCGGUUAACAGAAGUUUCGUGCGCAAGCUGAGCGGCAAAAAACAAGGCUUGAAGUGUCCAAAUUCGUGCACACCCUUUUGACCAAACAUGUGACAAUAAUGGUUUGUACGGAGCCUCCGGGCAGUGAUUGGGCAGUGAUCGGAAUAUGGUUGGAUUAGACGCUUCGUCCACGGUGGUUUCUUUCUUUUCGGCGUGCUGAGCAUGAUGCC
Durusdinium trenchii is the source of this 2951-nucleotide messenger RNA. The record is from the annotation of a GenBank genome assembly. NCBI's taxonomy places the organism in Eukaryota, Dinophyceae, Suessiales, Symbiodiniaceae.